UUUCGACUGUAGGCAACAAGCAGCAAAGGCAAGGCAUAAUUUAUAUUUGGUUCGUUCAGUCUUGUUCGUUUAGGCCUCAUCAGAUGGAGUAAUUUUCGUCCCAAAAUAUGAAAGGCCUAAGAUGUUCGAUUUUGUUGGUGGUUUGUGUGAUUGUGGAAGCCGCGCGUAUGGACCCGGACCAAUUGAUAAGAUACUUUGGUACCAACUCAGCAGCAGAAGCCCCGGAAUUUGAGAUAAUUUACCCAGUGAUUUCGGCCAACAAUUACAGAACAAUGGCCGCCACUAGAGGCGUAAUUGCUACCGAGAAAAUGACCAUUACGGUCCAGGCGUUCGGAGAGACCUUUCAGAUGAUGGUUCACCAGGAUUCUUCCUUCAUAGCUGACGGGUUGGAGGUGGUGUAUGUCGGGACUUGUAGCAAAUCCCUACCGGAACGAAAGGCCGUCCGCAGGGACUGUUACUACCGAGGAAAGCUGGUGGGCGACGAGUGGUCCCUGGUGUCAGUCAGUGCCUGCAGCGGCAUUACUGUCUUCAUUCGAAGAGGGUCGGAAACAUUCCACAUUGUGCCUCUAGACGAGAAAGAUGCAGUGGAAAUGAGCCUCUUGGAUAGUCACUCGGGGGCGCCCCACAUCAUUUACAAGGGUGCUACCUGGGAGGAUUGGAUUGGCUCAUGUGACUUCGUCGACGAAGAUGGAACUGAUUACCAGGCAGACUUGACGAUACAUCCACCUGAUUUCGAAGGACUGUCCCAGAGGUACAUCGAGACGAUGGUUGUUGGUGAUGGCGCUCUCUAUGAAAUACGAGGUGCUAACACGGCGAACAGCCUCUUGGCGUUGAUGAACUCGGUGUCUCAUGUGCUAGCUCUGCCAAGUCUAAUCGGAGAUAAGCUUCAACUCGUGGUGGUGGACAUGAGAGUGUACACAAACAACACUGGUGACUUGGUCACGGACGAGCACGCAUAUUGGACGCUGUUCAAUUUUUGCAAAUGGCAGAACAAGACCAACCCAGCAAUGGAGCAGAAUCCUCGACAUUUCGACAUUGCAACUCUUCUAACUGGCUUCAACAUUUAUGGUAGCCAUGGCGAUGGGACUAAGGGCAUCGCCCUGACUGGUGGCGCAUGUCAAAGGACAAAGCAGUGCUCAUUGGUUGAGUUCUUAGAGCAGAACGCCAUCUAUGCCACCGCUCAUGAAAUAGGACACAGUCUCGGCAUGCACCACGAUGGUCACCAUGGUAACACGUGCCCCGAGGCAGGCUUUCUGAUGUGUCCUUACAUGCAAGACAACGAAGCAGAGCUGGGGUGGUCAAUCUGUAGCAGGAACUACCUACUCAAUUUCUUGGACACGAAAGGGAGCUGUCUGGAGGACAAGCCAGGAAUUAAUCUGCUUCCAGAAAUCGAAAAAUAAAUAGGAGUUAGGUUUAGUGUACUCAUCUGUUGCAGAAAACCGGUAAAGGCCAUCGAAUUAAUAGAGCUGCUCACUCCUAACUCCAUGUUUUCUCCCAGGAUAACCUUCUGCGUCACUCGUCAUAUAAAAUCCACUCAAUCUGAUUAAGAUGGUAAAUGAUCCAUUUGCUAAUAAAAUGUUCGUUUAUUCACAAAUAAAGUGUAUUUAAGCUAUGUUAAGAGCGUGCAGCAGAGCAAUCUUUUACCCAAGA
Molecule: messenger RNA, 1650 nt
Organism: Acanthaster planci (crown-of-thorns starfish)
Lineage: Eukaryota; Metazoa; Echinodermata; Asteroidea; Valvatida; Acanthasteridae
Product: A disintegrin and metalloproteinase with thrombospondin motifs 6-like
Biological process (GO): proteolysis
Molecular function (GO): metalloendopeptidase activity
Source: RefSeq, a predicted model, not a curated record